CACACGAGCUGUUGUGGCGCGAUGUUGGAAGCUCGAUGGCCACUGCAGUAGUAUCGAGGACUGGCAUACCCCCCUCCUCCCCCUUUCAGCACCCACCAUGGACCCGUUCAGUGGUGCUAUGUUCUUCGACGGGAUAUGCAGCGUCUGCUGAUGUCAGCUUCAAUUCUAAACGUCUCGUCCACUUCUUGCUCUCUUGUGGAGCUCUGUUUCGGGUAUAUCAUGUACGAAUGUCUCAGCACCAGCCUCACCUUAUUUAUCGACUGGAUACAACAUCUUGCUCCCAUCUCUGAUAGCCCGUCCUUUGCUAGCAAAAGCUUUGCGCCGGCCACCUUUGUAGCAAUCUUCCCCCGCGCGCCCCGUCCUGCCCCUCGUUCGAUCGGCACUGCUUGACGGGUCUGCGCUGCUUCUUCUGCAAGAUAUCCUGAUACACCUUUGGCUGAGCGAGAGAGGCUCCUGGAUCGCCCUGAGCUUCGACAUGUAC
Tilletiaria anomala UBC 951 is the source of this 481-nucleotide messenger RNA. RefSeq lists its product as uncharacterized. The transcript is spliced from 2 exons. Bases 136 to 390 code for a protein of 84 amino acids. Lineage: Eukaryota; Fungi; Basidiomycota; Exobasidiomycetes; Georgefischeriales; Tilletiariaceae. The record is from RefSeq and is a predicted model, not a curated record.